CGUUGAGCGAAGUACGCCAGUCAGCCUGUACGCGCCUUCUACAGAACCGUGUGUGUUCGUUGUCUAACCUUCCAACCAAGUCUUCUUCUUGCGUUUGCGUCGUUGUUGCGCCAUUGAUUCCUCGUGAACCCGUGCUCCGUGUGAUUUCCGUGUGCUACGUCGUUACUAAACGGAUACUUAAAGUUAUUAAAUAAUUGUGUACGGCAAAAGUGUGUUGUUCGCUUUGUGAUCGACGCGAAGACAGAGAGCCCAUUUGUCUAAUCAGUGUUUAACCGAUGAUUGAUGAGCACGCAAUCACGUGUUCGGUGAAAGUAUAAUCGUCGAUUUAGUUGAGGGCAGUUGUUUGGGAAAACUUAAGUGAGCCAUCAGCGCUAGAAGUGUUCCAAGUGGGUGCUGAGUGACGUUAGCUCAGUCGAAAAUUUUAUGUAAUACCCGGUGUUUGUUAAAGUUGCAAAAAUUUCGACCUACAGAAUGCCGACGCUUCAACCGCGGAUAGGAUUUAGUAUUGACUCUAUAGUGGGGAACAGUACCCCGAAGUCUCCGCCGCAUGCGAUGACUAAGGUUGAGGGACCCCAGCGGUCUCCAAGCCCCCAGUCAUACUCGGUGCGGUUAAACAGACUUCAAAGUCUAUCACCACCCCACAACUACAGCAUAACUAGGCUCCCGGAAUCUCCUCAGAGUAUUGAAUCGCAGACCCGUUUGGAACCUCACCAUACGACCAGUCCAGCCUUGCAAGCGCGAUUGACACCUGAUGAGCACCAUACAGCGAAACGACCCCGAAGCCAUUCACCACCUUCCUCGCCCACUGGGCCGACGAUGCCUUCGAUGGCAGGACCUGGCCCCAUUGUUGUCCCUGGCCUUCCCGCCGGACUGAUACGACCGUUUCCGGUUAGUCCACCGCAGCAGCCACCGUCGCAGAAUCCCGACAUCAAAACCCUGCCACCGUUCAUCCACACUCCCGAAAUGGUUCAAGCCGCCCACAACCAACACUUCCUGGCGGCCCAAUUCCAAGCCGCGGCCCUAGCACAUGCGCAAGCUGGACAACCAUUCCCGCCGCAUCCGGCCGCCGCUCAUCUACACAAUCCUAAUCUUCCACCGCGGGACAGCUAUCCUCUGUACCCCUGGCUGCUGAGUCGACAUGGCCGUGGAGUGUUCCCGAUCGGAUUCCCUGGCAACUACCUCAUCCCGUUCCGUAAAUCCAAACGGGUCCGGACUGCCUUUUCUCCUUCGCAACUGCUGAAAUUGGAGCACGCCUUCGAGAGCAAUCACUACGUGGUGGGCGCCGAACGUAAACAGCUGGCCCAAAACCUCAACCUAUCGGAAACUCAGGUCAAGGUGUGGUUCCAGAACCGCCGCACCAAGCACAAGCGCAUGCAACAGGAGGAGGGCAAACCGGGCGAGCCGAGCGACAAGAACCGCUCCACGUCCAGCCCGAUAUCCGGCGGAAGCUGCCCGGACGAGGAGGAAGACGACGAGGACGAGUUCAUCGAUAUGGAUGACUGUCCGAGCGACGAGGAGAACAUGUACCACAACGCGUGAACUUCCUCCGCACCGUCCGUCCGUCGGGAUCGGAAGGGUCAACACCUGCCAACUAGCUUGUAGUAGCAGAACAACCUAGCGAUAGUUUACAGUGUAAAACUAAAAGCUGUGCCAAAUCGGAGAACCUUAUCGGAUUUUUAAGCUUCCGUUCCGUAGAAGAAAGGGAAUAGCAGCCGCUGCCAUCUGCCGGAUAAAGUUUAAAACAGUAUAAACAGAGAGGGCAUUCAGGAGCCGCGCAAUUAUACCAGUGAUUGUUUUUAGCUGUUAGGACUUGUUUUGUCGAUUUAUAAAUAUUAUACCUUGAUAGUGAGACCACCAGAGACAGAGAUUUUAUUUUAUUGCAUAGUUUUAGAGAGGCAGUGCGCGACUUGGAAACAAUUUUUCCAUCUAGAAUCGGCAUCUAAAGAAAACAAAAACAAAAACCGGUAGAAAAUUCCACAAAAGACAGUCGAACAAAGCGAAACCAUGUGCAUGUGUGAAUGUAUGUAUAGAUAGGAAAUCUGUAUUAAAUGUGUAUAUAAUGAGGUGUACUUAAUAGCUAUAUAAUAACAGGAGGCUUAAAUUGACUGUAAUUUAAUUUCCAUUUUUGCUCAUUUCGUUCAACAACGAUCUGGUAUUCCUUUUUCGCAACUCCCCGAAUGAAAGGUGUGCACAGGAAGAAAUGUCGAGCGUAGAAGCCGCAGUAUGGCUGGAUCAGAAUCGUUCCUCUCUAAAGGGAAAAACCAAGACGACCAAGUCGUUAAGAAGGAAUCGCACAUCACCGGACAGGAAAUAGUGGUUAUUGGAGAUGGCGAUCGGUCGUCGGAUUUUUCUUUUUUUUCUCUACAUUAUUUCGAACAACUCGCGCGGAAAGAUCACACAGAUCACGUUGAUGAUGAUGGAUGUAGAUUUAAGUUGAUCGUGUAAGUGGCGAGUAGUAAUGAUGUAUAAAUGGAUAUCGUUUGUAAAGCAAUUACUAAAAUCUGAUUUCGAUAUCGGGUUGAAACAAAGGCAAACUAAACUACUUCAAAUUACUAUAGUAAACAAUAAAGUAAAAUAGCAGUAUUAAAAUGAACACUAAA
Molecule: messenger RNA, 2600 nt
Organism: Uranotaenia lowii
Lineage: Eukaryota; Metazoa; Arthropoda; Insecta; Diptera; Culicidae
Product: homeotic protein empty spiracles-like
Exons: 3
Coding region: 472-1539 (355 amino acids)
Biological process (GO): neuron differentiation; brain development; regulation of DNA-templated transcription
Molecular function (GO): DNA-binding transcription factor activity, RNA polymerase II-specific; DNA binding
Source: RefSeq, a predicted model, not a curated record